AUGGAAGAUGCAGUACUUGUUGUCAGCCACGUCCUCAAGUUCUUCGUAUCAGUGAUUGCUUUCUUCGUUGCACUGGCAGGAGCUCUUCAUGUCAGGAAUUAUAUCAUUUCUAGCGCUAAAACAGUUCUCAAAAUUUUAAAUGGAAUUUUUGAAAUUUGUCAGGAAUGGAACUCACUCAUGCAACAUCAGCGGCGACUGACACCACUGCAGCUUCUUCGUGAGAAUCAGGUUCAGAAAAAGCCGGAACCAGGGUCUUCGAAGUUGUUAACUUUUGAAAUUGUGGCUGAGUCGAUGACGUUGGUGAUGUCGCUACUCGCCUGUCUCUGCUCCCUCUACUCAUUCUUCCUCGUCUGCUCAAUCAAGAAGCACAUGAAAGCAUUUGCAGCCAACUUCAGGGCGUCGAAUGAUUUGCAUUUUGAACACCCUACAGCCGGCAAUCACCCCACGAAAGAGAAUCUCAUCGAGCACAAGCACAGUCAUUCGGAGGGCUGA
Helobdella robusta is the source of this 492-nucleotide messenger RNA. RefSeq lists its product as hypothetical. The record is from RefSeq and is a predicted model, not a curated record. The transcript has 4 exons. Lineage: Eukaryota; Metazoa; Annelida; Clitellata; Rhynchobdellida; Glossiphoniidae. Bases 1 to 492 code for a protein of 163 amino acids.